Molecule: messenger RNA, 1521 nt
Organism: Fonsecaea multimorphosa CBS 102226
Lineage: Eukaryota; Fungi; Ascomycota; Eurotiomycetes; Chaetothyriales; Herpotrichiellaceae
Exons: 1
Coding region: 1-1521 (506 amino acids)
Biological process (GO): carnitine biosynthetic process
Cellular component (GO): mitochondrion
Molecular function (GO): oxidoreductase activity
Source: RefSeq, a predicted model, not a curated record
AUGCGAAUCCGCCUACAAGGAGCCGGAAAGGGAUUGGCAAAGCUUGGCAGUCGAGCCCGUCAACCGACUGAGCGACUCAAGAGUAUCCUACCAGGACGGGCUCCUAUCGGGACAGGCGCGUUAUCUGCGCCGGAGGUCAGAGCAAGGAAUUCGCGGCUGAAAAGCCUUGUCGACGAAUUAGAAGAAUCUUCGAGGCCCGAAACCAAUCCAACCGGCGCGGGUUUGAAUGAAGUGUUUGACAAUGUCGGAGCUCCAAAACAGGACCACCCCAUACCAUCUAAAAGCUGGUCCAGGGGUGAAAAGCUCAGGGAGGGCAUUCUAGUGGACAAUGGCAUUCCCCUCGUGUCUCCGAUUCUGGCCCGCGACGCCUGCAAGUGCGCUGAAUGCAUCGACCCUUCUGACCGACAACGGAAUUUCUCCUACGCAGAUAUCCCCACGGACAUUGGCUUUAGCAGAGUCACUCCCGUCGAGAAUUCCGGCGAGACCAUUGUCAGCUGGCGCAACGACGCUCUGCCUCACUCGGCGGGGAAAUCGACAAUCUUGGAUAAGGAGACCAUCUCGUCCCUGAGGAAGCCGUUCCGCAACCCGCAUUGGUAUCUGUACAGCCUGGCGCAGAAACUGUGGGAUGCCGAGUCGUUCACGCGCGACUCCAACCGGUUCGACUUCAACGAGUACAUGAGCAGCGACGACGCGCUGGCGGAAGCCCUCCACCUGCUGUGGCGGGACGGCCUGGUCUUUGUGGACGGCGUGCCCGAGUCCGAGGCGUCUGUUUCGCAGAUUGUCACCCGCAUCGGUCCGCUCAUGAACACCUUCUACGGUCCCACGUGGGACGUGCGAUCGGUUCCCAACGCCAAGAACGUCGCCUACACGGCCAAGUAUCUCGGCUUCCACAUGGACCUACUGUACAUGCGAGAACCGCCAGCGUUCCAGUUCCUGCACUGCAUCCACAACGAAAGCGUUGGCGGCGAGUCUCGGUUCGCCGACACGUUCAAGGCCGUCGACGUGCUCUACUCGCAAGACCCCGGAAAAGUCCGCGACCUGAUGACCUACCCGGUGCGCUACGAGUACGACAACGACGGCUACUUCUACUCGGACCUGAAACCCACCAUCCUCAAGCGUCAAGAACUGAACGUCCCCAAUCGCCCGACCCACAACGCCAGCCACCCGCACGUCAUGUCCGACGUCGGCCGCGUGUACUGGUCGCCCCCUUUCGUGGGCAACAUCCACCCGAAGCUGGAACAUCACGAGCUCGCGCGUUUCGUCUCGGCGAGCCACGCCUUCUCCCAAAUCCUCGAGCAACCGCAGAUGGUGGUCGAGGAGAAGAUGGACAGCGGCACGUGCGUCAUCUUCGACAACCUCCGCGUCGUGCACGCCCGCAACGCCUUCGACCUGAACUCGGGCCGCAGGUGGCUGAGGGGCGCGUACCUCGCCCGCCAGGACUUUGUGAGCAAGGCCUCGUCCAUGAUCGACAGAAUGCCCGCGAACAUCAGGUUUUAUACGCUCGAUGGGCAAGAGCCGUGA